AUGUUGGAGGACGGAAGUGGAGUUUCUGGAACCACUGAUAUUGGGAAGAAGAAAAUCCUACUUUUGAAAGGAAAAGAAAAGGAAAUUUCUCCUGUUGGUGGAAUGGGCGGGAUGUUUACCUGUUCAAUGUGUGGAGGUGGGGAAUAUAUGGUUUCGUGUGAUUGGUGUGAAGAUCACCGGAGAAUUUUAGUGGGGAGAUUUGGCAUGCUCAAUUCAAAAGCACCAGCGAUUGACAAAGUUUAUGGUGGUGCAUCAUCUGCUACAUCUUCUGUUAAAAGUUCAGUUGUUUCUACUGCUCUCAAACAUAACCAGCGCCGGGAGACUAGUGGAAGGAUUAUCAGAAGUAUACUUCUAAACAAGGAUGCACAACAAACCCACUCAUCAUCUGUUGUUCAUUCUGAACACCCGACGUCAAAUCAGGAAAAGGACAAAAGACCUCCUCGGCCUCCAAAUGUGCACUUGUUUCUGAAGGAUACAAAUGGCACACCAGAAGACAAGGGAAUUGAUUUGCAUGGUUUCAGCAAGGAGAAGCAGGAAAAACGGACAAGGAAUAAGGAUAGACCUGACCGUGGUGUUUGGACUCCUCUAAGGCGGUCAGAUGGAUCACAUGCAAGUGAUGAGUCUUUGUCAUCAUCUACUUCUCAAUCUACUCAAUUACCGCAAGAUUCCACAGAAGGUACCCAUAAACAUGGUGGUCGGCGUGGAUCAGCUCAUAAUGUGAAGGAUGUUGAUGGUUCUUCCAUUAUAAGUGAGGGGAAACCCUCAAAAAGAGGAGGUUCUUCUGGCUAUGUCUCCCACGAGAAACAAGUGUGGGUUCAAAAGUCAAGUUCUGGUUCUUAGUGUUGGUAUAAUUGGUAAGCUUCAAAUUUGUGAGUAGUUUAUUUUCUAUCUUAUUCAUGGAAUGGAAAAUAAUGUUACCCUUUUGUUUGCAUAUGCUGCUGUAGGAACACAGGUUUAGGGAAUUGAUUAUUACAUUAACAUUAUCUUAUUUAGCAAAUGUCAGAUGUCUAGUCAGUGAUUGAUUGUUGAUGAAAAUAAGGCCUCCUUUAACCUGUCUUUUUUUUUGCAAGUCGAAACAUAUGGGCAAGCUUCAUUAAAUUUAAAUAGUGUGCUUUCUCUGCUGUUGGAAGGUGUGGGAGAGUCUAGGACAUACUAAUUGUUAGAACAUCUAACCCCAAAUCAAUUGGUAAUGCGUGGUGUGACACUUCAAGUAUUAUAGCUCUUUAACACCCUCCCUCACGUGGGACACGGGCUCCCACGUGGGACAAACAAACAAAGAAACAACUAUGCAUACCGGAAAAUUUAAAUGAGUAAGAGACUUGACCCACUAACCACCGAAGGCUUAGUUUUGAUACUAUGUUAGAGCAUCCAAUCCAAAACCAAUUAGCAAUGAGUGGAAUGACUCCUCAAAUAUAUAAACCAACUUUGAGUGAUCCUAAUUAUUUGAUUUGGGAUACAAGCUCUCUUAA
Molecule: messenger RNA, 1469 nt
Organism: Ilex paraguariensis (yerba mate)
Lineage: Eukaryota; Viridiplantae; Streptophyta; Magnoliopsida; Aquifoliales; Aquifoliaceae
Source: the annotation of a GenBank genome assembly